Messenger RNA from Magallana angulata, 2583 nucleotides. RefSeq names its product pyridoxal kinase-like. NCBI's taxonomy places the organism in Eukaryota, Metazoa, Mollusca, Bivalvia, Ostreida, Ostreidae. Gene Ontology annotation, cellular component: cytosol. The transcript has 11 exons. Gene Ontology annotation, molecular function: pyridoxal kinase activity. Bases 263 to 1102 code for a protein of 279 amino acids. Gene Ontology annotation, biological process: pyridoxal 5'-phosphate salvage. The record is from RefSeq and is a predicted model, not a curated record.
GUAUACAGUAAAGUGCGGUUUGUUCCGGCUUGAUAUCUGAGUUUGAAUGACAAUGGCAUCAGGACAAGAAAGAAACGUGCUUUCAAUUCAAAGUACCGUUGUUUUUGGAUAUGUCGGGAACAAAAGUGCAGCGUUCCCUCUGCAGCAUUGAUAGAAACAGCAGUGCCCCUGGGGCUUACCCAAAGACGGUUGUUUCAAAUAGAAGGUGCAAAUUAGGGUUUGUUCCCGUUUUGCACACAUUUGAAAAUUAGGUAUCGAAAAAAUGUGUGCGAAACGGGAAUUUGACCAGGUAUUGGGAUUUGAUGUGAGCACUAUAAACUCAGUGCAGUUUUCCAACCACACAGGGUACAAAUGUUUUAAAGGACAGGUACUCAACAGUGAUGAUUUAGCUUGCUUGUAUGAUGGUCUACAAGAGAAUGGCAUUAGUUCCUUCUCUCAUAUACUUACAGGGUACAUUGGAUCUCAGUCAUUCCUGGAGAAAGUUGCUGAAAUAGUGGUAGAUUUAAAGAAAAAGAACCCAUCGCUAGUAUAUGUCUGUGAUCCAGUCAUGGGAGAUAACGGGGAAAUGUAUGUUCCAGCUGAGUUGUUACCUGUGUACAUAGAUAAAAUAUUACCUAUAGCUGAUAUAGUCACACCAAACCAAUUUGAAGUGGAAAAACUUACAGGGAUAAAAAUAACUUCCGAGGAGGAUGCGAUUGAGGCUAUGAAGAUUUUACACAGCAAGGGACCAAAAACCGUGGUUAUUAGCAGCAGUGAGUUUUCUUCUGAUGGCUCCAUUACCAGCCUGGCCAGCACUGUGGCAAAUGGAGAGAAAGAAGUAUACAAAGUCCAGUUUCAGAAGCUCAAUGCAGUGUUUGUGGGAACGGGGGAUUUAUUUGCAGCGUGUCUGUUGGCCUGGCUGGAGAAAGAUAAAGACCUAAAGCUGGCAUUGGAGAAAACCAUAGCAACUCUUCAGAGUGUUAUAAAACGGACAUUUGAGAAGGCUAAAGCUCUAGCCGGGGAAGGAAAUCGACCAACACCAGCACAAAUGGAGUUACAACUGGUUCAGAGCAAAACGGACAUUGAGGCUCCUCCCAAUAGCUACAACGCUGUAGCAUUAUAACAACGCAAAGUUUUAGGCAAAUAAAUUUAGGCCAUGGAGCCAUUAGACAUUUAGGAUAGCCUAUUUUUGACAUGAUAUUUAUUUUCGUCAGGUGGUAUUUGUACCAAUGAUUGUGAUGUUAUGAGACUGAGGAAUGGGAUGGUUUGGCUUUAGCUACAUGUAGCUAGCAUUCCUCCCAAUGAAGUUAUGAAAAAAAUGACAUGAUUAUUGUUGUGAUUUUUAUACAAAAUGAAAUAAAAAAACGGUAAAUCUGCAUAUGGAAUUUUUUAAGAAAGAAGUUUGUAUAUGGCACAUGAAUUGCUAUGAAGGUUUUAAGUAAUGUUUGGAAAGAAAAACUGAAAGAAUAAUUUCAUACACAUAAGUUUUGAUAAACAAUUUUUUGCUAUUGUGUUUGGUAAUUUACAAAGGUGUGCUGGAAGAAAAAAGUACGAAUGUGCCAAUUACCAAAUAUCUAUAAAACCUGUUUUUACAACUUUAUAACAAGUAAAUUCAUCUCGGACAUGUAUUUUAUAGAAAUAAUAUUUCCUUUUUUUUUUUAAUUAAAGAUGAUUUCUUGUAGUUGAUCAUUUAUGUACAUAUAUAUGAUUGAAAUAGCUCAAUUUUAGGCCAAUUCUGAUAUUGUUGAGAUUUUUAUGUAUCCUUAAGUUAUAUUUGUGUACAAUGCACGUGGUAGAUACAUCAGUUUGUUAUCCUUUUCCUAGAUCUCAUACUUUGUAAAAAAAAAAAAUGAAUUCAAAAUUCAUGUCAUGUUUUUCAAUGCUCACAUGAUCAAAUAUCUUAUUGAUUAAUAUACACUUGUUAUCAUCAAAUACAAGUAUUUUGAAUUUAAUUUUAUGCAUUUAUUUGUGUAUCAAUUUAAUAAGAUUUUAAUAUCCAUUGUAUUUGAUUACAUUUCAGAUCAAUAAACAGAUUUUCCUGCAAUUGCACAUUUCAGAUGUGCAUUUGUUAUGGAAUUACGGUAUUAAUGACUGUGACAGAUGAUAAUAAUGCCAAUCAGUCAAUUAAAAAUAUAAAAAUCUGUAGUGUUAUUAUGUAGUGUUAAUUCAGGUUAAACCCAUUAUUUAUUUUUAUAUUGUACAUGUACAUGUCGAGGUCAUACUGGGCAUUAAAUAAACAAUGCAUGUUCUUUGAACAAUUAACUUCACACUGGAUAUAUGUCACAUCUUCAUGUUAUAGAAGUUUGCAGGACAUGGAAAAAGACAAUAGCUGUGACUAUGAGAAAACCGAUUUUGUAUUUUUCAUACAUGUACUUACUGUAAAUAUAAAUGUACAGAUGCUUUUAUAUGAGGGUGCACUUCUUUGGUUUUGUAAUAUUUCAGAAAUAUGAACAUACCCAAAAUAUGAUUUUAAAAAACUUUUUUCAAAUAUGGUACAUGUAUAUUUAUUUCAAAAUGAUAACAUAUAUAUACUAUAAAUAAAUUGUGUAUUUUAAUUUGGCAUGUGCCUAAAAAUGAUACCUGAAAUAAAAGAAAUACAGGGUA